AUGACGGCGUCUCUAGCAGGGCCAUCCCCUCCACCAGAACCAGCCGCCAGACACCACGAAGACCGGUCAAAAACGAUGGAGAUAAUGAGAAAAUGGAACUGCCAGUUUGACGGACGAGACCCGUACCCGUUCCUGGAGCAGUUGGAAGAACUACAAGCUGCGUACGGCCUUACCGACCACCAGAUGCGUACCGGCUUCACCCAAUUGUUACGAGGGCAAGCCCAAAUAUGGUACAGGAAUACAGCGAACAAAGUUUGUUCGUGGCCGGAACUCCAGGAACAACUACGAAAAUUCUUCGUACCAGCCGGAGAAAAGAGGCGAUUGGACCAGCAAAUCGCCGCCCGCAAACAAGGUCGAAACGAAUCGAUAAGGACCUUCAUUAACGAAAUAACGACGUUAAUGCGCCACAGAGGAGAGUACACCGAGGAGGAACUCCUCGAUGCCAUCUUCUUUAAUCUAACGCCAAAAUUGCAGCUCUACAUCAACCGAUUUGAGCUCAAGGACAUCAGUUACCUGAUAACCAGAGCAGAAAAUGUGGCCGAGCUCAUCGCCACACAACGAGCCAGCACACCAAAGGCCGAAGAGAGACGCGCUGCAAGAUCAAGCGAACCAGCCGCGGUGCCUUCCAACCAACCCCGCGGCAGCAAAAUUGCGGCCAAUUAUAGUCGAGAAACGCACUGCUGGCGUUGUGGGCAAUCAGGGCACAACCGAUUUAAAUGCCCGAACUCGGCUGUCCGAUUCUGCUCCUACUGCAGCAAAGUAGGCGAAAUGACGCGAACCUGCCUAUGUCCGAGGCAGGGAAACGCCAGAGGGGCCGGAAAACCCCGGCCCCAGUAA
Messenger RNA from Osmia bicornis bicornis, 837 nucleotides. RefSeq lists its product as uncharacterized. NCBI's taxonomy places the organism in Eukaryota, Metazoa, Arthropoda, Insecta, Hymenoptera, Megachilidae. Bases 1 to 837 code for a protein of 278 amino acids. Gene Ontology annotation, molecular function: zinc ion binding; nucleic acid binding. The record is from RefSeq and is a predicted model, not a curated record. The transcript has a single exon.